CACAUCUUCUGAACCAGGCUUUCGAACCAGCAGAACGCAGACGACAAGGACCUGCCUCCGUACCUGGUCCUGGACGUGAUCUAAGUUAGAGCUCCUCGUAAACAGCAAGCACCGCUCGACGUCACGAAAGCGAGUCUCGCCCGACAUCGGAGCAUGCUGUCCAAGCUCCUCGCGCUCUCGCUGCCGCUCGUCAUCCACGUCGCCAUGUCCACAGACACGACAGACACGCGUGCAGCACUGCUCAAGGCCUCAACGCCGCCAUCAAAGGACUUCUUCAACACCCUCGUCACCGCCAACCGCAUCCUCGCCCACCACAAUGUCGUUGACGCCUACGGCCACAUCUCCGCCCGCAAUCCGCAAAAUCCACAAACGUUCUUCCUUUCCCGCUCCCUAGCUCCAGCCCUCGUAUCCCGCGACGACAUCCAAGAAUACUAUGUCUCAGACGCAUCACCUGUCAAAAAGGGGGACGACGUGCCCAAAGGUUUCCUAGAACGCUACAUCCACUCCGAAACCUACAAAGCCUACAAAGACGUGAACAGUGUCGUCCACGCACACAAUGAGGCCGUGCUACCAUUCAGUCUGGGAAGCAUACCGCUCAAAGCCGUCUACCACAUGGGCGGCGUGAUGGGUCCUCAAGUUCCAGUCUUCGACAUUGCGAACCAUUAUAAACCUUCCGAUGAAUACCACUCGAUGCUCAUCACUAACGAACAUUUGGGCGCAGGCCUCGCAGGAGGUUUUAAUCCGACAGGUCCGAUCUCGAAAGUCGGCGGAAUGAUUAAGAGCUACGUGACAGGUUCGGAAUCUACACCAGUUGCGUUUCCUUCUUGUCCCGUGGUGCUUAUGCGCGGACACGGUUUUACAAAUGUGGGCAGUACGAUUGAAGAGGCUGUUUAUCGGGCUAUUUACACGUGUAAGAAUGCGCAGAUUCAGACGACGAGUCUGUCGUUGCAGAUGAGUUUCAAUUUGAGGGGUAUUGCGAAUGAGUUCGGAAAGAAAGAGCAUACGCAAGGCGCGAAGCAAGAGGAUAUUAAGUAUCUAAGUGAUAGGGAGGUACGGGAUAGCUGGGCGCAGAUUCGAGGAACUGCGGAGAGGGCUUGGGAAUUGUGGAGUGAAGAGGUAGGUCGGUCGCCGCUGUAUGAUGAUCCUACAGCAGAGGAGUGAGAGCGCGUGCCGAGCGGACGAGACGUGGUGAGCAAUGACCGUAACUCCUUGCAUGAUCGCGAUGUGGCAGUAACGACUAUCAUGGAUCAUGAUAAUACAACAAUGGAACAACAGUACAUGAUUCGAG
Messenger RNA from Cercospora beticola, 1288 nucleotides. Its product is annotated as class II aldolase/adducin family protein. NCBI's taxonomy places the organism in Eukaryota, Fungi, Ascomycota, Dothideomycetes, Mycosphaerellales, Mycosphaerellaceae. Gene Ontology annotation, cellular component: cytoskeleton. Gene Ontology annotation, molecular function: actin filament binding. The record is from RefSeq and is a predicted model, not a curated record.